AUGGCGAACAGCAGCGCUGAAUAUCAUCCACCGGCCCGGAAGACGGCCAUAUCGCCCAGCAUCUCCUCUUUGCUCCAGCGUGAGCCGUCUCAACAGGAACUGGAGGUCGCAAGGCAUCUCGUCGAGCACUCUCAAAGCGCACAGCCACCGCCGCCACCACCGCAGGAGCCUCAAACGUCGAGAGAUGCCAUGUUGAGCAUUCAGCAAAUGACUGACCAGCAAAGCGCUGCGUCUUCUUACCAAGACUAUCGCGAGUCCAAUGGCAGCCCGAGACCUCACGCCCAGUCACCGGCACCUUCCACUGUUCCUAUCUCCACCACGAACGCGCGGCGAUCGCCCACCGUCAGUAAUGUCCCCGCCGGUCAACAAUGCAGGUACGUGAUGUUCGUGGUCGUUUUCGCUGACUCAGCUAACCUUCCCUCAGCAACUGUGGAACUACGAAGACACCACUUUGGAGGCGCUCGCCCGCAGGCGCCGUGAUCUGUAAUGCUUGCGGUCUCUACUACAAGGCACGCAACCAGAUGCGGCCUGUUGGACUUAAGCGUGGGUCUGCCUCCACCACCACUACACACCCUUCCCAGGGUCAACGUCACGACAGAGGCACUCCCGCGAGCAUUCAAGGCGGUGCUACCUAUGUCUCGGCGGAUCAGAGUGUCAAUGGAACAUGUCCUGGUGGAGGACGGUGUAACGGAACAGGUGGGCAGGAAGCUUGCAAUGGAUGUCCGGCGUACAACAACCGUAUCUCCAAGACUGCACAGGUAGCGCUUCGUGGUCCGGGCACCGAGCAAGGAGACGCUGGCUCGGCGCAGAUGCAGCUUCUCCGGAAUCCACCCGACCAAGGCGCCACGAACGUCGUGGUUGCGUGCCAAAAUUGUGGGACUACUAUCACUCCUCUCUGGAGACGGGACGAAGCUGGACAUACCAUUUGCAAUGCGUGUGGACUCUACUACAAACUUCACGGUACUCAUCGGCCGGUGCAGAUGAAGAAGUCGGAGAUCAAGCGCCGGAAACGUGUGGUGCCCGCACCAACGAACCAGGAAGGAGGAUAUAGCGAUGCCAUGAGUGAUGGCUCUGUACACUCCGAACAACGGGCAUCAGUGCCGCCGUCGGUCGUCGCAACUCCUCUCAUGGACCGUCCUUCUGAAGGCAGCCCAUUCAUCACUCAACCAGAAACCAGCCGACUAGGACCUGUACCGGUUGACUUCACCGACUCUUUUCGGAAUCGGGACGAUACUCGAAAACGCUCGUUCUCGAUAAGUGCUGCCGACGAGCGCGAACCAUAUCCACAUCCUCAGAAUGUAACGUCAACACCAAAUGCAUCCAAUAUCGACCCAUCCUUACCGGGACGUGGAUCAGAAGCUAGCAAUACCAAAGAGAAUCGGAGGACUGAGCUACGACGGGAAGCAGAGAGGAUGCGGCAACUUCUACUAGAGAAGGAAAGGGAACUUGCUGAGCUGGGGGAAGAGGGAUAA
Messenger RNA from Lecanosticta acicola, 1472 nucleotides. Lineage: Eukaryota; Fungi; Ascomycota; Dothideomycetes; Mycosphaerellales; Mycosphaerellaceae. The record is from the annotation of a GenBank genome assembly.